AUGAAAAAGAAGGAUAGAAUCCAUUUGAGAACGUCGCCAACCAAUGUUUGCCGGCGGCGGUCUUCACCUGGCGGCGCCACCACCAACCUCCCCCGGCUUCCGCCACUACCGACAGUCAGUCCGCUGCGCACUGACAAAACAAGGCCAGCGGUUUCUCUCUUCCCUCGCCGCCGCAGAAGAGCCUUCCACCGCCGCUAGCUUACUCCGGAAAUUCGCCGCCUCAUCGUCGAAGCACGUGGCCCUCACGACGCUCUCCCACCUCCUCUCCGUCUCCGAUUCCCAUCCCCGCCUCUCCUCCCUCGCCUUUCCCUUGUACACAGCGAUCGAGCAAGAAUCAUGGUUUAGCUGGAACGCGAAGCUGGCAGCGGAUGUGAUUGCUUUCCUGUACAAGGAAGGGAGGUUUAAAGAAGCAGAAGAUUUGUUUGCUGAGACAGUGUUGAAGUUGGGGUUCAAAGAGAGGGAUUUGUGUGCAUUCUACUGUAAUUUAAUGGAUUCUAAUGCUAAGCACAAGUCGGAGAGGGGGUUUGUGGAUUCUUGUGGAGAGCUGAGGAGGCUGAUGGCGCGGUCGGGGGCUGUUUACACGAAGCAGAGAGGGUAUUCAGCCAUGGCGGCCGGGUUCUGUGAGAUGGGGUAUCCUGAGAAGGCUGAGAAUGUGGUGGAGGAGAUGGUGGAAAAUGGGGUGAGAGUGAUGGCGUUUGAGUUGAGAUCGUUGGUCAAUGGAUACGGGCGGAAGGGGCUUCUUGAAGAUAUGAAGAGGAGCAUUGUUCGGAUGGAAAAGGAAGGGUUUGAAAUGGAUACGGUGUGUUGUAACAUGGUGCUAUCAUCAUUUGGAGCACAUGGUGAGAUUCAAGAAAUGGUUUCAUGGCUGAAGAAGAUGAGGGGGUUGGGGAUAGAGUUAUCGGUUAGGACUUAUAAUUCGGUUCUGAAUUCGUGCCCCAGCAUUAUCUUCCUGCUCAAGGAUAUGAAGAGCGUACCUCUAUCGAUUGAUGAACUGGUGGAUGGUUUGGAAGCAGAGGAGGCCGGUUUGGUGCUGGAGUUGUUGAGCUCGACUGUUCUUGAUCAAGUGAUGGAGUGCAGCCAGUCGGAGUUGAAGCUGGAUUUGCACGGGAUGCAUCUGAGCACGACAUAUUUGGUACUGCUGCAGUGGUUCCGUGAGCUGAAACUGAGGUUUGUUGCAGGGGAUUGCGCGACUCCAGCUGAGGUUCUUGUGGUUUGUGGCCGUGGAAAGCACAGCUCUGCAAGAGGGGAAUCGCCUGUGAGAGAUUUGGCGAAAGAAAUUAUUGUGAGGACGAAAUGCCCGUUGAGGAUUGAUAGGAAGAAUGUUGGAUGUUUCAUUGCCAAAGGAAAAACUUUCAAGGAUUGGUUGCUUCAUAUAUUGUGACAAAAUCCUUUAUCAAGUGACACUGUAAUUUUUUGGCAAUUCUUUGCCUGCAAUGGGAAAAGCUUCAAAUAUUUCUUA
Messenger RNA from Salvia miltiorrhiza (redroot sage), 1459 nucleotides. RefSeq names its product pentatricopeptide repeat-containing protein At2g17033. Gene Ontology annotation, molecular function: protein binding. The transcript has 2 exons. Bases 44 to 1381 code for a protein of 445 amino acids. Lineage: Eukaryota; Viridiplantae; Streptophyta; Magnoliopsida; Lamiales; Lamiaceae. The record is from RefSeq and is a predicted model, not a curated record.